Molecule: messenger RNA, 1596 nt
Organism: Amoebophrya sp. A25
Lineage: Eukaryota; Dinophyceae; Syndiniales; Amoebophryaceae
Source: the annotation of a GenBank genome assembly
CGGUGAGAAAAGCUCUGAUCUGCGCACUUCUGCGCUUCCAGGCGUUUCUUCACUGCGUUUCGUAGACUGUGUUUCUAAGGUUGCAUUGUUGACCGAAUAUGCGGAGGGAGUGACGCUACAAAAAUGGAUGCUCUCCUCCCAGUGGGACAACUUGACGUGCACUGUUGCGAAGAACUUGAACGACCUCUUCUCUUUGUGGUUGCAUCACGCACUCCAUGAUCCAAGCCACACGUUUUUCCAUGGCGAUCCACACGCAGAUAAUAUCAAGGUCCAUGUUGGAGAUGGGCUCUCGUCCUCGGCGUCUUCGACUACAAGUCCUGAAAGUGCUACUACCAACGCAGCUGCUUCAUCCUCUGGCAGCGCUUCUUCGGGUCGCGCUGGGCCGUGCUUAAGCGGUCUUGUCCGCGGUAUCGCACAGAGCUGCUCUCCAGCUGAGCAUGGUAGGGCUACUCCAAGUGAGGGCCAUCAUCCAGCCACAACUUCGAACUCGAACCGAUCUGUGGUGGAUCUUGAUGGUGCUUUGAUGAACGAACUCCCGUAUCGGGCAAGUGUGGAGACCUUGGAGGCGGAGAUCAAAUCCGUAGCGAUCCCUAAAGAUGUCGGACACUUGACGCUGAUAGAUUUCGGAAUAAUUUUCAUGUCAGAGGAAAAGCAGCCACUGUUUGUAAUAUUUCGCAGGUUCACGGCAGCAGUCUAUUUUGGCAGCAUAAUAGAGUUACGUCGUGCUUUCGGUGAGCUUCCUGCAGAUGACCCGUUCAUUCUUGCGUUCGAAGCGGAGUGGCCGCGUCUAGCGGCACUGCCCUUGGAACAGCGAAUGCGUGCGGUUGCCACAGAAUUGUUGAUCCCGGAACUGCCGCGACUACCUGCACCGCAGGGCAUGCACGAGUUUUUAUUCGCUUUCAAUCCGCUUACUGACGUUUUUGCAAUGUUCGUCGAGCAAAAAGCGCCGGUUCUUGCAACCUGCGUACCGCAAAGCGACCAUUUUUUUUCUGCAAGUUCUUUACCAAUACCUCGGCCAUCGUCCUCCUCCGCUGUCGACAUGCUGUCGUCUUAUGUUCGUCGCGGAACAACGCGUGGUGAGGAGCCAGAGCCAGGUUCUUUACUGAAAAGUCCACUUCGGGAGGUUCUCGAGGAUGUAAUUUCGGACUACACCUACGACGCCGUGGGCAACUUGAUCUCUAGCACGAGGAAGAAACUGAGGAUCUAAGCUCUGAAAUAGGCACGAUAUUAGCUGUAAUGAGCUGAAGACGCUGGCGCAGCAUUGGCAUUCUGAUUCUCUUUCGCUAUGAUUUCAGUCUCAGUGGCUUGUUUCCUUAAUUUGAUUCUGAGUUCAUUCGUAAGGAAAGGAAUUAGAGAAGUCCUCCAAAGUUCGAAGGAAAUGAGGAAACUACUAGGAGGUAUAAAUUAUUACAUUGUAAAAGCAGAGCGACUUCAAUAAUUAUGAAGCACAACGAGAUGUACACCAACAAGUCUGGACGUAAAUGGUCAAUCAAAGGCAAAGCGCGAACUUAAUGAUGUACGAUUUAGUUUUCCUAAUUUUGUUUUUCAGGAUCACAUGUGGCCCAUAGGCGUGAACGGCAAGAGAGGAACUACAAG